AAAACUUUCUAAAUCUGAACUACAAGAGUUUAAAAGAGCAUUAGAAACUGAAGCUACUUGGCGUUUGGAUAAAGAAGUUCUAGCAGUUUAUCAUAUUCAUUGUGAAAAAAAAACGAUUAAUGAAAGUUUUAUUUGUGAUGAGUGUGAUAAAUUAACAAAAAAUAAACGCCUAAAAGAAGCAAUAAACAAGAGACAUGCAGUAAAUAAUACUAUCAAGUAUAUCCCUCAUCACUAUUAUAAAAACCAUUUAUCUGACCUUCAAGAAAUACUCAAAAAUCCAAACCUACAAUCAGUUUGGGUUGCCGCAAAUAGUGAAAAUAAUGAUGCAGCCUUUUGGUCUAAGGUAUCUCAACUUGGUUUAAGUGGAGCAUUUGAUAGGGAACAUACUUUUGUUGAACUUAUAAAUUUAAUGGUAAAAAUAAAUGAAAAAAAAUCACAAAAUAAAAAAUUAAAUGGAUUACGAUACUCUCAACAUUUAGUUCAUUUUUUCAGUUUAUUAUCAGAAAGUUCCAGAGAAUAUGAAAUUUUUAAAAAAGCAUUUUCUGGUCUUUCAAUACAAAGAAUAAGACAAAUUCGCAAAACAGAUUCUAGUGUAGUUACCAACCCUGAUUUGAUAUUAGACAAUUUUAUGAAGUUUGCAGAACUUGUCUCAAGUAUUAAUUGGAAUGGACCCAUUAUAGAUCUUAACUAUAUAACUGGAUCAACCUUGCCACAUGAUGAAACAACAAUUUCUUCAAUUGAUGAUAUACAUCCAAAAAUAAAUUAUAUUUUACAAAAUGAUGCAGUUGCUACACAAGUUCGUGCUAUUGCAUUAAAGGUUCCUAUUGGUAAAGUUCCACCAAUGAUAGUAGCAAUGUUGCCAACAAAAGGUGAUGAAUCUGCUGAUCAAAUUUCAAAUUUGUUACGUGAAGUAAUUGAAUUAGCAAAUGUUGCAAAUUUAAAUAUAUUAAGUUUUGGAUCAGAUGGAGCUAGAUCUGAAUUCAAUGCACAAUCAAUCAUUAUGAAUGAAGCAUCUGGUUUUCUUGAAUAUAAAGAUGCUUUCUAUAAUAUAAAUUUCAAAGCUCCAAUUUAUGAAGGUAAACCAUUUAUUAGAGUCCAAGACCCCAAACAUGCCAAAAAAACUGCAAGAAACCAAAUACAUACUGACAAACAAGAUGAUAAUGCAGCCUUACGCACCUUUCAUUCAAAUAAUUUAAUGCAAAUUCCAGUUAAUGGCAACUUAACUGAAGAAUCUAUUGGACUUUUUGUAUAUCUUUUUGUGUUAGGUGAAUUAUGUGAUGCCUAUCUAAAUAGAACUAUUGAUCACAAAACACGUAUUGAAAUGGUAUUGUGUGCUUAUUUUUUUCUAAAUACAUGGAAGAAUUAUAUUGAAUGUUGUAGCAUUCAUUAUUCAAAGAAAUGGUAUAGUUUACAGAAAAGCUUUAUCUCAAUCCAAAGUUAUGAUAUUUUUAUUAGCAUGGCAGAGUCUUUAAUUAUGCUUAUUAUUGCACAUCGUGAAUAUUACUCUCUGUUUCCCUUGUUUCCAUGGGAACAUGGAACUGAGGGAUUGGAACAUAUUUUUGGAAUUUCUAGAAGAAUACUUCCUGAUUUUAAUUUUAAUGAGUUUUUUAAAAUACAACAAAGGGUUUCAUAUCGUGAUAAAAUUGCUCGAGCAGGAAUAAUAGAUACCAGUAGAGAUCGUAAUUCAGCAGCAGGCUAUGUUUUUGACAUAGAUGGCACUUCAUUACCUCAUGAAACAAUUGAAAUACUUCACACUUGGCCUACUACUGAUGAUAUCAAAGAAUCUACUGUAAUUGCAUUUAAUGAAGCCAUGUUCUUAGCAAACUACCUUCAUAUAAAGCAUAAUGAAUACACAAUCCCACCAAUUAUUACAUCCACAGAAAAUAUGAAUAAUGCUUUUUCAGAAGAUAAUGGAGAUCAAUAUUGUGAAAUAAAUGACUCUUCCAAUGAAUUAAAUUUAGAAUCUAUAUCACUAACUGGUAAUGCAGCUUUGGAAAAUUCUCAAGUUGUUCCUGUUGCAUUUCAACCAUUUCAAUUAUUCAUUGAAAAUAAUGUUUUAGAUAUUACAGCUAUUUUAGAAAUUCGUAAAAGUCAUGAUGCAUUUUCUCAUAAUCUUCAAUCUAAUUUUACUAAUUCACAACAAAUAAUAAAUACAAAUAAUAGUGCUACAAAUGGGAACACUUUUAAUAGAAUUAUUACAGAAAUAACAGCAAACAAUGUUAAUGAAGUUCAAAGAGGACAACGUCAGGAUUGA
Molecule: messenger RNA, 2254 nt
Organism: Entrophospora candida
Lineage: Eukaryota; Fungi; Glomeromycota; Glomeromycetes; Entrophosporales; Entrophosporaceae
Source: the annotation of a GenBank genome assembly